CGCCACCGUGUGGUUAUGCAUAAACAUGUCAGAACAGGAUUGUGCAUGCGCAAACCUUUCCACCCGGCCACUAUCAAUCGAUCAGCGAGCCGAAGAUGGCGGCGCAUCGAGCCUGAACGUCUAGAUCGAUCACCGAAUAACUCGAUCGGGCACAUCGUACACUGGCUGAAGAAUAUCACGUAAAGCUGUAUCCCCGCGAAUAUUAAUCUCGGAAAGUAAAGCGGGUCCUUAGAGGCCCCUCUCAAACUUUGCCUAUCAAAAAUGGAUUUCCCUUGGCACAGUGGGAAGGUCUUGGAGCAGUUGAAUCAUCAGCGUCAGCUGGGACUGUUGUGUGACUGCACCUUUGUGGUGGAUGGGAUUGACUUCAAAGCCCACAAAUCUGUGCUAGCAGCUUGCAGUGCUUACUUCCGCACCCUUUUCUUGGACCAGAAAGAUGUCGUGCAUCUAGACAUCAGUAAUGCCGCAGGUUUGGGCCAAGUCCUUGAAUUCAUGUACACGGCCAAACUGAGCUUGAGUUCUCAGAAUGUGGAAGAUGUAUUGGCUGUGGCGACAUUCCUUCAGAUGCAGGAGAUUGUCAAUGCCUGCUCAGCCUAUCAGACUCUGGCAGUCCCCACCACGACGACUGACACUUCUGCACAGGACUCCACUAUUCUGAAAACAGAGACAGCCGACGAGGAGCCAUCGGCGCCACACAAACCAGACGCAACGACACAAGAGGAGGAGCAGCAGCAGGACACCAGAGCUACCUCAGUGACUGAGGCCUGUGAAGCACAACCUCCAUCCUCGGACGCUGCUACAGAGGACGAGCAAGCGGCGAAUGCCAUUUCAGAAGGCAACACAUCAGCACCAGCGAAGGCCGCUGUGGUGCGGGCCUCUCGGAUGCCCAAAGCCCCUUCAUACACCCGAGGCAGGAAGGCCGCAGCCACCCCAGAGAAGAAGGCUGACGCCGAGGAGGAAGAGGAGGGGCCAUCAAAAGAGGUCCCGUUCCAAGACGAUCCUUCAGAUGCUGACUACACACCUAAAUUCCAGUACAAGUCUUUAGCAGCUAAAUCCUACAUGAGUACUCGUAGGAAGAGGAUUGCAUUGAAGCGCUUGCUUGGAUCAGGUGACGAGGGUGAAGAGCAAGAAGAGGCAGACACCGCCACUAAGAGCAGCGAUGCUCCAGCAACUGAAGGAGAGGAGGAAGGAGAGGAGGAUGGCACGGAGGCAGAGGAUGGGGAGGAGGGGGACGAAGAUGAGGAUGAAGGAGAAGACGACAGCGGAGGAGAGGGGAGGGCGUCUCGGGCUGGGGCCAUCUCGGACAGAACCGAGUCGCGAGCAUACAGCUCUAUCACCCACAAAUGCACUGACUGUGGGAAGAAGUUUACUCACACGGGCAACUUCAAGAGGCACAUCCGCAUUCACACUGGGGAGAAACCCUUCAGCUGCAGGGACUGCCACAAAGCCUUCUCCGACCCCGCCGCCUGCAAAGCACACGAGAAAACGCACAGCCCACUGAAGCCGUACUGCUGCUCCACGUGUGGCAAGAGCUACCGGCAGAUCAGCCUGCUCAACCUGCACCGCAAGCGGCACACGGGCGAGGCGCGCUACAGCUGCGAGGACUGCGGCAAGCUCUUCACCACGUCUGGCAACCUCAAGCGGCACCAGCUGGUGCACAGCGGCGAGAAACCCUACCAGUGCGACUACUGCGACCGCGCCUUCUCUGACCCCACCGCCAAGAUGCGGCACCUGGAGACACACGACACCGACAAGGGACACAAGUGCCCGCACUGCGACAAGAGGUUCAACCAGACCGGGAAUCUGAAGGCGCAUAUGAAGAUUCACAUCACAGACGGGCCACUGAAGUGUAAGGAGUGUGGCAAGCAGUUCACCACCUCAGGGAACCUGAAGAGACAUCUGCGAGUCCAUAGCGGGGAGAAGCCCUACGUGUGUAUGCAUUGCAAGAGGGCCUUCGCUGACCCUGGCGCCCUGCAGAGACACGUCCGCAUCCACACAGGUGAGAAGCCCUGCCUCUGCCUGAUAUGUGGGAAAGGCUUUGCUCAGGCCAGCUCCCUCAUCGCUCACGUCCGGCAGCACACGGGAGAAAAGCCCUACGUCUGUGACCGCUGCGGAAAGAGGUUUGUGCAGUCAAGUCAGCUGGCCAACCACAUCCGUCACCACGACAACAUCAGGCCACACAAGUGUCACGUCUGCCACAAGGCCUUUGUCAAUGUCGGCGAUCUGUCCAAGCACAUCAUCAUUCAUACAGGUGAAAAGCCCUUCCUCUGUGACAAAUGCGGCCGGGGCUUUAACCGCGUGGACAAUCUGCGUUCGCACGUCAAGACGGUUCACCAAGGCAGGGCGGGCAUCAAGCGGCUGGUGGUGGCCCAGGGUGAGGAGGAGGAGGGAGAUGAUAAGCUCCAGCAGGCCUCCACCUCCGCCUCGGAGCUGGACGACAGCGAGAUCAACAUAGUGACCGUCACCACAGAUGACAUUGUGACUCUCGCCACAGAGGCGCUGGCAGCCAGUGCAGUGGCCCAGUUAACAGUGGUUCCAGUUCAAUCAGCCGUGUCGGCUGAUGAAACCGAAGCUUUAAAAGCAGAGAUCACCAAGGCUGUGGAGAAGGUGCAGGAGGCAGACCCCAACACCCAGAUCCUGUACGCGUGCGACUCGUGCGGGGAGAAGUUCCUGGAUGCCAGCUCUCUGGCACAGCACGUGCGCAUCCACACAGCCCAGGCCCUUGUCAUGUUCCAGGCGGACUCCGACUUCUACCAGCAGUACGCGGCGGGGGACGGCACCUGGCAGACCACGGAGCAGGUCAUCCAGGGCGGAGAGCUCCUCUUCCGCACCCGCGACGGAGAAGAGGGAGAGGAAGAGGUGGAGACGGUGGCUGUGGCUGUGACUGAGGCUGAGGCAGUGGCAGUGGCAGAGACUGAGGGGCAAGCAGUGCUGGAGGCAGAGCUCCCUCCGACAGAGGUGAAGGAGGAGACCGUGGCUGAGGUGGAGGGAGGCGAAAGUUAGGUUGAGGAGAAGAGAUGGACUAGUGAUUGCCAGACUUCAGAUCUGAAUGUACUGGUAAUCACAUUGUUAGAUGCUUGAUGAAUUGCACUAUAGAAGCUCUUGUGUAUACUACUAGAUGCUGUUUUCUUUUUAGUCUUGGAACCCUUCUGAUAGAUUUGUCACCAAAUGAGUUCUUUUGUUUAAUGAAAAAACGGAUUAGGACUAUUAUGUCUGAGGGGGAAAAAUGUAUAUCAUGUCUUGGUAUUAUUGGUUAAGUUUGUGAUGUCUAUUUUUCAGCAUCAACGGGGUGUAAUCAAAGAAUAGAUUCAAACUAAUAAAUGUCUUUCCCAAUAUACUGUAGACCUAAAUGUCUUUCAAAAUACUUUUUUAACAAUAUGUAGUGUAUCACUAAUUUAUUUUACGGAACUGAAUGACAGUAUCUCAAACUAACUAGCUUUCUCCAUCAUCCUAUUGCUACUUGUUGUUGUUGCUGCGUUGUGGCAGAAUGCACUUUGCCUAUUUUGUGUAAAUACUGCUGUUCUUUUUUCAUUAAUCAAUAGAAUAAUGUAGUGUAAAAUAUGCUACAUGACCUUAUUGGCUGAAAAAGGUUUGCCAUGGUUGUCAGAAACAGAAAUCUACUGCACCAAAUAGACAUACACAAAUGAGUUCAAAGUCAUUGGAUUUUCUUUGACAUGAUGCUUCCUUUAUCUGUAAAUAAAUGAAAAGUAAGCUUAAA
Engraulis encrasicolus (European anchovy) is the source of this 3715-nucleotide messenger RNA. Its product is annotated as zinc finger and BTB domain-containing protein 17-like. The record is from RefSeq and is a predicted model, not a curated record. Lineage: Eukaryota; Metazoa; Chordata; Actinopteri; Clupeiformes; Engraulidae. The transcript is spliced from 15 exons. Gene Ontology annotation, molecular function: DNA-binding transcription factor activity, RNA polymerase II-specific; protein binding; RNA polymerase II cis-regulatory region sequence-specific DNA binding. Bases 262 to 3000 code for a protein of 912 amino acids. Gene Ontology annotation, biological process: regulation of transcription by RNA polymerase II.